AGGUGGCCUUGCUAGAUCUCACCCACAUGUAGGCUUCCACUGGUCGAUGACACCUCUGGUUGAGGUCGCGAUGCAUGUUAAUGCGUCUCUGUUGACUCGUUCGCGGCAGGACACAGCCUCCACCUUGAUCGCAUAGGCUGACAUGAGAUUUCUCAUCUCGACAUCAAACCCGAUCAUCUCACUUCAGCUGCACCUUUCGCUCUUUGAAGAUGAUCCGCAUUCAUAACCCUCACCACGUGCCAUUUCUGCAUCAGACGGAGCAGCUCCGCCAGGCAGGAACCCUCUGUGACACACUUGUCAUUGUGGAGGGCCUCACAUUUAAAGCCCACGCUCUGAUACUAGCCUUGGCAAGCAAAUGGCUGAAGCGCCAUUUAACAAACCAGCACGGCUCAGGUCAAAAGUACUGCUGCUUAAUAGACAGAGUCUCUUCUCACACCUUCAAGCAAAUCCUGGACUAUGUGUACAGCGAAUCGCUGGAGGUGCCCAAAGAUGAUCUCGAGGAGCUGCUGAGGGGUGCCAGGUACCUUGAGAUGGAGUCUUUGGUAGAACAAUGUCAAGCAAAACUUAGAGAUCCAGAUUCAACUAGGACAGACACAAAAGUAGCAAAUGCACUCCGAGAUGACAAAGCACAGAAGGUCACCGAGCUGUCUAAAAGAAGCCAGAAUUCGGAUGAAGACCACCUUGAUUGUUCUUCAGAAGAAGAACGUUCUUCCACCAAGAGGUCGGUGCACGAUGCACAUAAGAAGAGCUGUUCUCCCGUGUCUCCUCUGCCUCCCAUGUUCUCCAGAGAGACCAUCAUCUCCUCCAGAGCUCAGUCUCCCACCCCUCGCCUCUGCUGGCCGCCGGUCAGCUCGUCUAGAAGCAUGAUGUUAAACUGUAGAGAAAUAAUGGCAUUUCACUCCCUUCGAGCGUAUCCCUACCCCACACCCAUGUACCCCAUCCUCCACCACUCGCUCCAGCCACAGGUCAACUCCUCACUUAUGGGUUACACAGGGUUGCUUCAGCCCUAUCACCCUCUCAUACACCCUCCUCCGUUGACUCCAGACAAUCCCUUCAUUCCUGGUCUGAAAGGAAAGACCACCUCUAUCAGCACAGCUUUAACAGGGUCCAUGACAGAUGAUCAAGAGAGGAAGCCAAAGGUUCAAGAGGAGAGGGAGAUAUGCUGCAGACACUGCGGUAAACCAGCUCUGGAAAACCCCUGGAGGCCAACGCCUGGGUCAUCAACCUCAGGUUCGGGGGAGAUGGCGCUCAGGUGUAAGUUCUGCGGCCGAGGUGGACGGGACAGGCGAUCUCUGCGCUCACUCAGGAGGGGUGUCGGAGGGGAGAAGCCUUACCAGUGCAAACAGUGUAGCAAGAGGUUCAGCCUUAAACACCAGCUGGACACACAUCACCGGGUCCACACAGGUGAAAAACCAUUCGAGUGUCGGCUGUGUGGCCAGCGUUCACGUGACUAUUCGGCCAUGAUCAAGCACCUGCGUACUCACGGUGGUGCCACUCCCUACCAGUGCACCCUGUGUCUGGAGUUCUGUAGCAGCCUGGCAGCCAUGCAGAAACACCUGAAGAACCACCCCACGCAGGACUUCCCUCCAGACUGGAGCCUGAGCAGCACGUACCUGUACAACUGCCACACCUGAGGCCCGGGGGAUAAAACAUGUAGAUAUGGAAGGUUCAAUACGGUUUGGUUAUUUUUAAUACAUUAAUGAAUUAUUUUGAAGCCAUUAUGCAAAUAUGAUAAUAUAUUUAAUAUACAUACAAAGGUCAUUUAUGCCAGCUGAUUUUGAUUUUCUUUGAAGAACGACUAGUUGGAUGAACAUUUCACUCAGUACUUAAGAUGGAGUAGAUUGUAAUUUGCCGAUGCUUAUAAUUUUCUCUGUGAAAUAUCAUCACAACAGCAUGCAAAAUAUGUGUUUGUUUUAUUUAUUGAGCUGUUCAAAUCUGUACCAUUUAUCUAAGCACACUCACUAUGUGAUCUAUUUACGCACUGUAUACAAUCUUUUAAUAAAAGCAUUAUAAUUAAAGCAGUAAGAGUUUGUCAGUGGCUGUUUUAAUGCAGAAGAAGAGCAGCAUACAGAACAGCAAGCAGCUUCAGGUCUGGAAGUCUGUGUCAGUAUAUUAUGAAUAAAUUAAUUAAUAUUGUUUUAGCUUUAAGCACUUAAGACAAUUCGUGUACAGUGAUAAACUAGACGCAAAUAAAAUAUUUCUGUCUUCAUUUACAAUAAUUCCGACAGAAGUUACCAUGUAGCGUAAAGUAACAAUAAGACAGAAUAGACAUAUUUUGAAUGGCCAUCAAUGGUGAAAAGUGACUAAUGGUGUAGUCUCUGCAUCUACCAGCAGGAGAUGCCAAGCAGGUCAAAUAACAUUAAAAAAAAAAAAAAAAAACAUAAACGUUAGUUUUCUCAAUCUAGCAAAACCUGGUCAUGUGGUUGCAGUUAUGAUUUGCGGGAGGGAGAUACCCUGGGGUUGAAUGUGUGACGCAACCAGAUGCUUCUUAGCUUACUGCAACUCUAGGCUACAUCAAGAAUACCCAAACGUUUCGGUUUAGAGUUCACAGACAACUUAAACGUGUGCAAUAAUACUUCAACAAUUUGGAAUAUUUUUUUUCAAGAAUACAAUGCACUGUACUGGUCUCUUCCACGCCAUUAUCAUAUACAUUUUUAUAAAUGUACAACUUAACUUAGGUUAUAUGGUCCAUAAGAAUGAUUAUUAAAUAAAGUAAUU
Messenger RNA from Carassius auratus (goldfish), 2718 nucleotides. RefSeq names its product zinc finger and BTB domain-containing protein 16-like. The coding region runs from base 210 to 1634 and encodes 474 amino acids. Gene Ontology annotation, molecular function: DNA-binding transcription factor activity, RNA polymerase II-specific; RNA polymerase II cis-regulatory region sequence-specific DNA binding; protein binding. Gene Ontology annotation, biological process: regulation of transcription by RNA polymerase II. The record is from RefSeq and is a predicted model, not a curated record. The transcript is spliced from 5 exons. Lineage: Eukaryota; Metazoa; Chordata; Actinopteri; Cypriniformes; Cyprinidae.